Messenger RNA from Papilio machaon (common yellow swallowtail), 851 nucleotides. RefSeq names its product replication stress response regulator SDE2. Gene Ontology annotation, cellular component: nucleus. Lineage: Eukaryota; Metazoa; Arthropoda; Insecta; Lepidoptera; Papilionidae. The transcript has a single exon. The record is from RefSeq and is a predicted model, not a curated record. The coding region runs from base 109 to 837 and encodes 242 amino acids.
AGUGACAAAGUGUGGCGUGUUAGUAUUUUGUUUGAUAAUUUUUUUCAAUAUUGUGCGUCGGUGUUGAAUUUAAGACUUUAAGAUUACUACAAAAUAAACAUCUUAAUAAUGGCGUGCCAUAUCUACUUUCAAAAUCAAUUCAUUUCGGACUCCGAUUGUUCAAAUACGUCAGAUGUACGAAGCAGGAUUUCACAUACGUUUGGUAUUCCAACAGACGAUUUAUAUGUAACAGUAAAUGGACGAAUUGUGUCCAAUGAAUUAAAACUAAAUAGAGAAAAUGUGGUCAGAGUGCAUACGAGACUUGUUGGUGGUAAAGGCGGAUUUGGAUCCAUGUUACGUGCGAUUGGCGCACAAAUUGAGAAAACUACGAAUCGUGAAGCUUGCAGGGAUCUUUCUGGCCGUCGAUUACGUGACAUUAACGAAGAAAAAAGACUACGAAAGUGGCUUGAAGGGCAAGAAGACCGCGAGAGAGAGGCGGCUGAACGAAAACAAAAGAAGAUUGAACGAUUGUUAACCGAGCCUAAAAUCGAGGUGAAUCUUAAUCCGGAUUACGAGAAGGGUCGCCAGGAACUGCCUGAGCGAGUCAGUGCAGCGGUGGACGCGGGUUGGGAGGCCGCAGGAACAUCUCAAGCAUCUGGAAGUAAGCGUAAAAUAGAAGAAUGCAGUUCAAAGGGAAAGAAGAAGGCUAAGUUGUGGAUUGACGCUGAGUUGUCAGAUUGCUCCUCAUUGAGUGAGGAUGAUGAGGAGGAAGUGACCAAGAUGAGCCCUGUGCAGACGGUGUCCACUGACAGUGGGAAUGAGUCAGACAGAGCUUCCGAGGCCAGCAGUAAAGUUUAGCAGCGGUUUAAAUU